ACAAAAAAAUGACUUGGCACAAAGUUCCUAUCAUAGGGCUGCUUUUGCUCCUAACCAUUGUUGUCUCUCCGGCAACAGCUGCCGGACCUGUUUGCCCUCCGUCCACCAAACUUAGCCGAGCAAGUUUCCCUGAGGGUUUCAUAUUUGGCACGGCUACUGCAGCAUUUCAGAUUGAAGGUGGAGUGAAUGAAACAUGUCGUGGACCGGCCUUAUGGGAUAUCUACUGUAAGAGAUAUCCAGAGAGAUGCAAUGGCGAUAAUGGUGAUGUGGCCGUUGACUUCUUCCACCGUUAUAAGGAAGAUAUUCAGCUAAUGAAGAACCUAAACACAGAUGCCUUCAGACUCUCUAUCGCGUGGACAAGAAUAUUUCCUCAUGGGAGAAAGGAGAAAGGAAUUAGUCAAGCUGGUGUCAAAUUCUACCACGAUGUCAUCGAUGAGCUCAUUAGAAAUGGAAUAGUUCCGUUUGUGACUGUUUUUCACUGGGACACUCCACAAGAUUUAGAAGACGAAUAUGGUGGUUUUCUAAGUGAGAGGAUUGUGAAGGAUUUCCGGGAAUAUGCAGACUUUGUUUUCCAAGAAUACGGUGGAAAAGUGAAACAUUGGAUCACUUUCAACGAGCCAUGGGUUUUCUCUCAUGCCGGUUAUGACAUAGGCAAGAAGGCACCAGGACGUUGCUCUUCCUAUGUAGAUUCAACGUGCAAAGGGGGACGAUCAGGAUUCGAGGCUUACCUUGUCAGUCAUAACCUCCUUAACGCUCAUGCAGAAGCCUUUGAAGCUUUCACACAAUGCCAAAAGUGUAAAGGUGGCAAGGUCGGAAUCGCACAUAGUCCGGCUUGGUUCGAGCCACAUGACUUUCAUGAUGCACAAGAUGGUGCAUCCAUAAACCGUGCACUUGACUUUAUGUUGGGAUGGCAUUUGGAAACUACUAUGUACGGAGACUAUCCACAGAUCAUGAAAGACAUUGUUGGACACAGAUUGCCCCAGUUUACUACUGAGCAGAAAGCAAAACUGAAAAACUCCGCUCAUUUCGUAGGCCUCAACUACUACUCGUCGAUAUUUUCGAACCAUAUCGAGAAUCCAGAUCAUUCUAAGCCAGUAUGGAAGCAAGAUUCUCUUAUUUCUUGGCAACGUAAAGGUUUGAGAAGUCUUUUGAAGUACAUCAAGGAUAAAUAUGCAAACCCUGAAAUUAUGAUCAUGGAAAAUGGUAAGUGGAUAUUCUCUCAUAUCAUCAUCUCUUAUUUAUUUUGCUUAUAUGAUAUGAGUAACGAUUAUAUCGAAGAAUCUAAUCAAAACAUAUUAUGGCAAAACUGCAGCAUCGACAAAGUGAAUGUUACAGGAUACUUUAUAUGGUCGUUGUUGGACAACUUCGAGUGGAAUGAAGGUUACAAGAGCAGAUUCGGACUCUACUACAUUGAUUUCAAUAACAACCUCACACGAAUUGAGAAAGAAUCUGGAAAGUAUUACAAAGACUUCCUAAGUCAAGGUUUGAGAAGUCUUUUGAAGUACAUCAAGGAUAAAUAUGGGAACCCUGAAAUCAUGAUCAUGGAAAAUGGAUAUGGAGAAGACCUUGGAGAAACCGAUUCAGUUGCAGUUGGUACUGCUGAUCACAACCGAAAAUAUUAUCUUCAGAGGCAUCUUUUGAGUAUGAAUGAAGCUAUUUGCAUCGACAAAGUGAAUGUUACAGGAUACUUUAUAUGGUCAUUGUUGGACAACUUUGAGUGGAAUGAAGGUUACAAGAGCAGAUUCGGACUCUACUACAUUGAUUUCAAAAAUAACCUCACACGUAUUGAGAAAGAAUCUGGAAAGUAUUACAAAGACUUCCUAAGUCAAGGUGUUCGUCCAUCUGCGAUCAAGAGAGAUGAACUUUGA
Messenger RNA from Eruca vesicaria subsp. sativa (arugula), 1868 nucleotides. The record is from the annotation of a GenBank genome assembly. Lineage: Eukaryota; Viridiplantae; Streptophyta; Magnoliopsida; Brassicales; Brassicaceae.